GGCUGAGGACUCAUCAAAAACACCUUGUGUAAUGAAAAACCCAGAUCUAUAACCUCUCCCUAUAUAUUCUGGAUGCAUUGAGGUAGGCUCAAACCCUCAGGGACCUGGUGUAGACGCGGGAUCUGUUUCACACAACUGCCAUUUGAAGGAAAAAAAAAGAAGCAAAUGAUACCAAGACAAGCUCCUAAGAGAGAUCUAAUCAGCAGAUGUGUACGGAUGAAAAUACAGUGAGAUGAGUCAGAAAACGGCCAAGGAGGGUCCCAGACUCUCCAAAAACCAGAGGUACUCCGAGCACUUCAGCAUCCACUGCUGCCCGCCGUUCACCUUCCUCAACUCCAAGAAGGAGAUAGUGGAUCGGAAAUACAGCAUCUGUAAGAGCGGCUGCUUCUACCAGAAGAAGGAGGAGGACUGGAUCUGCUGCGCCUGCCAGAAGACCAGAACCAGGCGCCGCGCCACGUCCCCUCAGAGGCCCAAGAAACAGCCAGCUACGCCCCCCGCGGUGGUCAGAGCGCCAGCCAAGCCACGGUCCCCUCCGAGGUCAGAGCGUCAGCCACGCCCCCGCCCAGAGGUCCGACCGCCGCCCGCCAAGCAGCGUCCCCCUCAGAAGGCCAAGCAAUCGCCGCGCAGCAGCCCCGUCCGAGGGCCGGGCGCCAGCCGCGGGGGGUCCCCCGUCAAAGCUCCUAGGUUCUGGUAACACCAUCUCUUCCCUUGUGCUCCCCCAGCCCUAAGAUUGAAAAGAAGGAUUAGGCCAACCCCAAAGAAGAAGUGACCAAGGGGGAGUUUAAAGUGAAUGAAUGGCCUCGGCUCCUGGACUCAUUGCUUCACAACCCAUCUACCCUUGGACAAGUUAUCUGGCUUCAAAUAUUAUGCAAGGGCAAACACCUGCUGAUGCAGCAACUGCUGAUGCUCAUGGUCCGCGUGGCAUGGGGGCCUCAGGGCAGCCUGCCUGGAGCACUUGGAAGAUGCCAUCCCAUUGUCUUCUGACCUCUAUAAUUGCCACUGAGAGAUCUGCUGUCAGUCUGCUUAUCCUUCCAUGAUUUAUUUUUAUUCAUUCUGCUCAGGACUCAAGUUUCUUCAAUCUGAAGAUAUAUGUCUUUCUUCAGGGACAUGUGGAAAAAAAAAAGAUGUUGCACAACCGUCAAAAUUGCAAAAAUAAAAAAAAAUCAAGUGUUGGCAAAGAUGUGGGGAAAAUUCUCAUAGCUACUGAUGAGAAUUUAUUAUGACGCCUUUAAAUUGCAAUCUGGGGAUACUAGCAAAGGAGGAAAUUGUAUAACCUGUGAUGAAGCAAUUAAAAUUUUAGGCACCCAUUCUAGAGAAAACUUGAAUUCAUAGAAAAAGGAGACACACAUAAAUCUGUUCAAUGAAUCAUUGGCAUUAAAAAGAGAAGAGAGAGUUAAAAAAUUUUUAACCAAAAUGUCCACCAAUAAAAUGAGUGAAUCACCUGUGGUAUAUUCAUAAAUAAAAAUCUUAAGUAGCAGUUAAAACAAAUCAGAUAUACACACAUUGAAUAGAUAAAUUUAGAGCACAAAAUGAGGAACAUAAAAAGCAAAUAGUAGAUGGCAAACAUAAUAUAAUGUACUAUGCAUAAAUUUUAACAAAGCACAAUAGUAUAUUGCAUAUUGCCCAAUAAGCAGAAGCCGUAAGGUCUCAUACUUUCCUUAUGAUACAAUAGAAUAAAAAUGACAACAAAGUAAAAGGGUAUCCCAAAAAUAAAACUAUCAGGAAAAAAAAAUUUAAAUAACUCCUGGUUUGAAGAAAUAACAGAAAGUAAAAGCUAUCUAUAAAUGGUUAACAAUUUUAGGUGGACAUAUUUGUUUGAAGAGAUAGGUGGAAUAUAGAUGACAAGCCUGGGGUAUCUUCAAGGUUAUACGUCUUAGAAAACAAAAAUACUUGUUUGGUUUUAAUUUUGGAUCUGGUCUCGUUCUUGUGGCUCCAGAUGAUUUCUGACAUGGAGAAAAAUGGGGAAGAGUUGAAAUACAUCCUUCCACCCAAACCCUCCUUUAGUAAUAGCUAAGAAAAUGCAGAAGAAAAUAGAAUGUAGCAGAAUGUGGAGGGAUGUAAAAUGGACAGUACUAGGGUAGAGGGAAGCUCAGAUUACAGGAAAGAAAGAGCACUAGGGAACCAUCUUGUGCUAGGAACUGCUGUGGCCAAGCACAGUCAGAUGCCAAAAGAUCCAACAAGGCCAUGGCUCUGUGCCCUUGAGUGAGCACAACCAUUCCUAGCCAAGUUUAAGAGGCAAGUAAAAAUAUGGGGGCAAUGUCAGACAAAGUCUUGUUCAAGUUAUGGGGCUAGGAUAAGAGAGAAUGCCACAGAGUAGGGAGGAAGAGCGAUAGAUCCAGGUGAAAUACAGCUCAGAGUGCCAUGACCCCAGGAAGAAGAAUCAGGCAAGUACUGUCCCAAGGCAGCUAGAGGGUGAGGGCAGAGUGUCCUGGUUUCCUUACUUGGGGAUACCAUGGCUAUCUGUGGAAAUUCCAAUAAAAAGGCAGGAAAAUUUGACUGGAUGGAAUCCAGGUAGAAAUGUUUCUCUUGCCUAAAUUCAGGUGCUAAAUAAACAACAAAAUGGUAACCUCUGCUACGAAGCGUUUCCAACGAUGGGAUAUCUGAGGCCAUUACAUUCCUGGAAUAACAUGGUGAGGUGCAGGGUGGUGGUGGUGGUGAAACAUUCGCCAGACCACGGUAAGUGAGAGCAAAUUACUGGCCCGGCCCAACCCACACCUAAUAAGAAAUUUAAUAUCCCUUUGGCCUGUUUUAGAUUUUGGCAAAGCUAGGCCCAUAGUCAGCGCUUGCUGGGCUCUCCCUUCCACACCAUCCAGAAAACAUACAUUUACUGUGGAAUGAUUGUGGAGGUGAGAGUAUAGUGCAUAUUAAUUCAUGCAAAAAAUUAGAUGUUAGUGCAGAAAUGUAAAUGACAAGAAACUACUGAAUUCUCUGUCUGUUGUGGAAAUAAAACCUUCUGGGGAUGAAUCAAAACUAUCUGACAAUUACUUGAAACAGGUGGAGAGCUAAAUGUAAUGUGCCUUGGAUAUUAUAACUAAAAGGUGCUAUAAUCCA
Messenger RNA from Sapajus apella (tufted capuchin), 3051 nucleotides. It is a transcript of the gene MOBP, whose product is annotated as myelin associated oligodendrocyte basic protein. The coding region runs from base 233 to 694 and encodes 153 amino acids. Gene Ontology annotation, molecular function: myosin binding; actin binding. The transcript has 7 exons. Gene Ontology annotation, cellular component: cortical actin cytoskeleton. The record is from RefSeq and is a predicted model, not a curated record. Lineage: Eukaryota; Metazoa; Chordata; Mammalia; Primates; Cebidae.